Molecule: messenger RNA, 2922 nt
Organism: Sorex araneus (European shrew)
Lineage: Eukaryota; Metazoa; Chordata; Mammalia; Eulipotyphla; Soricidae
Gene: NCKIPSD
Product: NCK interacting protein with SH3 domain
Exons: 13
Coding region: 113-2251 (712 amino acids)
Biological process (GO): endocytosis
Molecular function (GO): protein binding; Arp2/3 complex binding
Source: RefSeq, a predicted model, not a curated record
CCGUGUGUCACAGGGCGGGGCGGGACGAGCGCGGCGCGGCGCUCCCGGGCCUGGCGUCCUGGUUCCGCAGCCCCCGCCGCCUCCCCGGCUCUGCGCGGCCCGGCCCGGCCCCAUGUACCGCGCGCUGUACGCCUUCCGCUCGGCGGAGCCCAACGCGCUGGCGUUCGCCGCGGGCGAGACCUUCCUGGUGCUGGAGCGCAGCAGCACGCACUGGUGGCUGGCGGCGCGGGCGCGCAGCGGGGAGACCGGCUACGUGCCGCCCGCCUACCUGCACCGCCUGCAGGGCCUGGACCACGAUGUCCUCCAAGCCAUCGACCGGGCCAUUGAGGCUGUGCACAAUGCGGCCAUGCGGGAUGGGGGCAAGUACAGCCUGGAGCAGCGAGGGGUCCUCCAGAAGCUGAUCCACCACCGGAAGGAGACUUUGUCCCGUAGGGGCCCGGCCGCUGCCACCAACCCAGCAGCUCUGCCCUCAUCCACCAGUGACCACCACCUGGAUGCCUCUAGGCAGCCCAACGGGGUCUGUCGAACGGGGUUCGAGAGGCAACACAGCCUGCCCAGUUCCGAGUACCUUGGAGCAGAUGGUGGGCUCUACCAGAUCCCGCCUCAGCCUCGCCGGGCAGCGCCCACCACACCACCCCCCCCUGUGAAACGCCGAGACCGUGAGGCCCUGAUGGUCUCAGGAAGUGGAGGCCGCCACGCCACGCCCUCGGGGGGCAGCUCCGUCUGCAGCGGCUCGUCGGUCAGCAGCACGACCCUGGACACCCUCUACACGGGCUGCAGCUCGUCCGAGUCGGGCUCCAGCUGCUCGCCCACACCCCCACCCGUGCCUCGCCGAGGCGCCCACACCACCGUGUCCCAAGCUCCGGCGUCCAAGGAACCUGACCCGGAGCCCCCUGCCGAAGAGGCGGCAGAAGAAGCCUCCUCGGCCCCUGAUGCGCCGGAGGCCAAGUCUGAGCCGAGUCCCGAGGAGGCCACAGAGGAGCAGGCGCCGGCUGAGGCGGCCGUGCCCAGGACCAUCGGCGCAGAGCUGAUGGAGCUCGUGCGGAGAAACACCGGCCUCAGCCAUGAGCUCUGCCGCGUGGCCAUUGGCGUCGUGGUGGGGCACAUCCAGGCCUCCGUGCCGGCCAGCUCCCCGGUCAUGGAGCAAGUCCUCCUCUCGCUGGUGGAGGGCAAGGACCUGAGCAGCGCCCUGCCCUCGGGGCAGGUGUGCCAUGACCAGCAGCGGCUGGAGGUGAUCUUCACUGACCUGGCCCGCCACAAGGACGAUGCGCAGCAGCGCAGCUGGGCCCUGUACGAGGACGAGAGCGUCAUCCGCUGCUACUUGGAGGAGCUGCUGCACAUUCUGACCGAUGCAGACCCUGAAGUUUGCAAGAAAAUGUGCAAGAGGAAUGAGUUCGAGUCUGUGCUGGCCUUGGUGGCCUAUUACCAAAUGGAGCACCGGGCGUCCCUGCGGCUGCUGCUCCUCAAGUGUUUCGGGGCUAUGUGCGGCCUCGACGCAGCCAUCAUCUCCACGCUGGUGUCAUCCGUGCUGCCUGUGGAGCUGGCGCGGGACAUGCAGACAGACACACAGGACCACCAGAAGCUCUGUUACUCGGCGCUCAUCCUCGCCAUGGUGUUCUCCAUGGGGGAGGCGGUGCCCUACGCACACUACGAGCACCUGGGCACACCCUUCGCCCAGUUCCUGCUGAGCAUAGUCGAGGACGGGCUGCCCCUGGACACCACGGAGCAGCUGCCGGAUCUCUGCAUGAACCUGCUUCUGGCCCUCAACUUGCACCUGCCAGCCCCUGACCAGAAUGUCGUCAUGACCGCCCUGAGCAAACACGCCAAUGUCAGGGUCUUCUCUGAGAAAUUGCUGCUGCUCGUGAACAGAGGGGAUGACCCUGUGCGCAUCUUCAAGCAUGAGCCGCAGCCACCUCACUCUGUCCUCAAGUUCCUGCAGGACGUGUUCGCCAGCCCCGCCACCGCCUCCAUCUUCUACCAAACCGACAUGAUGGCCCUCAUCGACAUCGUCGUGCGGCACAUCGCGGACCUGUCCCCGGGAGACAAGCUGCGCAUGGAGUACCUCUCCCUGAUGCAUGCCGUGGUGCGCUCCACACCCUACCUGCAGCACCGUCACCGGCUCCCCGACCUGCAGGCCACGUUGCGGCGCAUCCUGGCAGAGGAAGACACCUCACCCCAGUGCCAGAUGGACCGCAUGAUUGUCCGAGAGAUGUGCAAGGAGUUUCCAGUGCUGGGAGAGGCCCCCAGCUAGCACCUUCCUGUGCUCUCCUCCCUGCAGCCCUGGGCAGGGUUGCAGGGGACCCGGAGGCUUGGCCCCCCGAGAGGAUUUUGCACUGACAGUAUAAGGGGAGGUGGCGGUGGAAGGGACUAGAAGCAGAGCCCCUCCCCACGACAUACCUGGGGGGGAGUGCUAAUGUGAGGGGCCAAGUGCAGAUUUGGGGACCAUGCUCUGGGAGCUACACUGGGGCAGGGGGAGUGUGUGAGCCAAAAACCCCGCCAUCUCCCGGUGGACUGUGUCUUCAGCAUGCCCCCUUCCCUGCGUUCUACCGUGCACACCCGAGUUCUCCCCCCAGCCCCGCAUGUGCCUGGGCCUCAGCAAGCCCUGGCCUUGGGGUGGGGGUGGGGGGCCCUCCCGCCAGCUCUGUUCUUUGCCUUAGCUUCACAGUGAGUGCUGCUCGCGUGCGCCCCACCCCGGGGGGGCUGCUGUUCCUUGCUCCCACCCCAGGGGCCUUGGCCCAGCUCCUGCCCGGGGAACAGAGGCUUGGGUCCAGGCCAGCUCUCCUGGAGCCCCACAGGAGGGAGGGAGGACACUCAGAGAGCCAACGACAGAAUCUAUUUUCUCUGUAAAAACCUAGACCGAAAAGCCAUGUGUAUUUUCCUAUGUGCUGUGACUCUCCUUUGGAAAUAAAUGACGGACCUCUA